AUGGCCCCCAAUCCGCUGUGUCUCGUGUGGCGCGACCAGACAAUAGAUAACCUCCGUCUGAUCUCGGGCCGCAGCGCCGUCAUUGACAUCUACACAUCACGUCACCCCAACAAGUCGUUUACCAUCUACGCCGUCAAGGUCCACCGCGGCAAGCGUCAGGAGGUUCUCUCCGCGAUGGGCCGUGACCUCGAGGACGCCUUCGAGAGCCUCCACACAAAGUCUUCCCAGGAAGUGUACCAGUUCAUCGACGCCAACGGCUUUGCCUUCCCCCGCGGAGUCAAAUUCAUCUCAGGCCAUCACGAUGACGAAGGCUCUGAAACCUCUAGCAGCGAGGCGUCGACCGUCGGUACCUCCGACGUACUGUCCCUAUCCGCGGUCUCGUCAGACGGCGAAGAUGACAACGUCAGAAAGGGCAAGAAGACGAAACCUUGCUCCCGCCGCAAGAGCAAGCGCAAGUCGAAGAAGGAUUCCAGGCAUCACGAAUCCUCUUCAUCGUCCGGGGAGGAGGAGGAAGAGGAAGAGAGCGACUCUGGGCCCGAAAUCGCUACUCGGAGACGUCCCACUGCUGUACUUCCCGUCACGCGCCCAUCCCACAUCCCCGCAACGCACAUCCCGGGCUCGCAAUAUCCUCCCUUUCCUCCUCCAGGCUGGAGAGGUCCCCCGGCCCGUGUGCACCCACGCGCUCCCGCUGCUGGAAUGCCGCCCCCGGCCCCUACCUUCCCACCCGGUAUGCGCCCGCCUCAACAUCAUCAUGGCGUCGCCGCACCCGUCGUUCCGAGCGUUCCAACGGCGCCCUCCAAGCCCGUCCGCCUGGUUGUCAAGUGGCGCGGCCACGGCGAGAAGAAGAUCAUUGAGAGCUGCGCGCCGAGUCACCGGGCGCUGCAGCGGGCGGCGCUUGCCCACGUGCGGUCUCAGUGGCAGACUUUCGAGAACGUGGUCGCGCAGGAGAUGACUCCAGGACGGCUGUGGGGGCUGUGCGCCAAGGUGAGGCGCGUGGCGCUGGGCAAGGACAUGUACGCCAUAUCGGCAGCGGGAGGUGACGAUCUGGGCAUGUACUACAAGGUGGAGGAUAUUCCCAUGUUCGAGAUCGAUGUCGACCAUGAUGGGAGCAUCGUGCCACCUCCGCCACCCCCGCUGCCGCAACAUCUUCCUCAACAUUAG
Molecule: messenger RNA, 1161 nt
Organism: Colletotrichum navitas
Lineage: Eukaryota; Fungi; Ascomycota; Sordariomycetes; Glomerellales; Glomerellaceae
Exons: 2
Coding region: 1-1161 (386 amino acids)
Source: RefSeq, a predicted model, not a curated record